GUUUAAAUGUUUAAAAGCACCUGUUUCUCACGACCAGUUUCUUUAAAGCCCACUUCAAUACUAUCCUUCUUUCUAUGCCUAGAUCUACAAAAUAUUAUCAUUUAUUUAAAUUCACAGAUUAAGGUUUUGCUUGCAGUUACCAUACGUAACAACGCCCUGCUCAUCAUAUCACUGAAUAAGCAGCUCGACCAACUCUAGUUCCACUGUUAAAUAAAUCUCAUCGGUUUUUGAAGUAAGGAAUGCGGAGACCGACAUUGUUACGUCAGCGUGUGCGGCAUUGUUGCGUGUCUUGCAAGCGAAUCCGGCCGUGGACCGGUUCCACCACCCUAUGCUUUUACUUUCCUAGACCUCCGUCCCACCCAACUCGGACUGCCCACUCAGUUCCUUUCAAUCCCAAAAUUUCCUUCUCCUUAACUUCCACGUGUGACGUCGAAUGAGCUCCUUAUAAGAAGGCGCCCCUCUCUGUGGGAUCACAGUUUCAUCUCGACGCGCCAGGUGGCAGGCAGGAGCAAUGGGCAUUAAGGUUCUGGCUGAAGUACUGGUGAUCGUGGCGGCUGUUGCCUCUUACCCCGUGACGUAUGUAGAGCAGGGUCAACAGCAGGGCCAACAGACGAUAGCUCCUCAACAAUACAGAUUGUUGCUGCAGCAAGUGCAGCCUCAGCUGGGAGCAGCUGUCUUCCAACCAGAGCCUCAUUCACAGCCUCAACCUCAGACCCAAACCCUGAUUUACCAACGGCAGCCCCAGCAAAUACAACCCCAGCCUCAAACUCAACCUCAAACCCAAACCCUGAUUUACCAACGGCAGUCCCAGCAAUUACAACCCCAGCCUCAAACUCAACCUCAAACCCAAACAUUGAUCUACCAACGGCAGCCUCAACAAGUACAACCACAGCCUCAACCUCAAGUUUACGCUGCGCAGAGACUAAAAGCACGCCCAAUUCCAGCUCAGCAGCCGACGGUACAACCUCUUCAGGAACCAGAAGACUUUGAUCCUAACCCUCAAUACCAAUUUGCGUUUGAUGUGAAGGAUGAUGAAUUUACCAAUUACCAGAACAGGAAGGAGCAGAGAGAAGGAGGGAAGACCUCUGGCAGUUACAGCGUUGUUGAUUCUGAUGGAUUCAUUCGUACAGUCAAGUAUACAGCAGAUAACCUAGAGGGCUUCAAAGCUCAGGUGACCCGUGAGCCAACGGACAUUGUGGUGAAGAUCCCGACACCACCUCCCCCACAGGAGCAGGUGCAGCAGCCACAAUAUGUUGCUCAACCAGUUCCUCCUAGCCAACCGUUCGCACAAGUGUACAACAGCGUGGCUGCACAACCGACGUCAGAACAGCUGGCAAGGUUGCGAGUUCUGGCCAGGCAGCAGUUUGCUGCUGCACCACAGCCACAAUCUGUACAAGCAGUAGUACCUGCCCCACCACCUGCACCGGUACAAUACCAGGGAGUGCAGCCACAGGUUCAAUAUGUACCACAACCUCAAGCACCGAGGCCAAAAGUUGUAAAGGCAGGAGCUAUUGGAUAUGCCACACAACAACCAGGCCCAUCUGUUGUGUAUCAGGCAUAUGAAGAGUGAUGCAGAGUUCUGGAGAAGAUGCCAAGAUAUAUUAAGGCACUUUGGCAGACAUGGGCAAUAAUUCAGAUCUGUAAGCCAAGCUGAACUAUUGCCCUCUGCCACACAAAAGUGUACUUCGGUUAUGAUAAACCUAAGUUUCAGUAUUACAAUUAAUAUGUUGCUGGACAUUAUCCAUCAUCUUGUCUGUUCUAAAAAACCGUCUAGUUUCUAUU
This is a messenger RNA of Cryptotermes secundus, 1782 nucleotides long. It is a transcript of the gene Cpr66D, whose product is annotated as cuticle protein. The record is from RefSeq and is a predicted model, not a curated record. Bases 512 to 1570 code for a protein of 352 amino acids. Gene Ontology annotation, cellular component: extracellular matrix. The transcript is spliced from 5 exons. NCBI's taxonomy places the organism in Eukaryota, Metazoa, Arthropoda, Insecta, Blattodea, Kalotermitidae.